UUCUACCAGGACUCAGAAGGUGAGCGAGAAGAUGCGGAUGAAGAUGCUCAGGUAGUAGAGGGCUACGAUACUUUCAGUUCUGAGACUGAGGGCGAAGAUGAUGAGGCUGGCGCAAGACAAGAAGGAAGAGCAGGAGACGAGGAGAACAAAAAGAAAACCAGAAUAAGUAAGGCGCGAGCUCCUCGUUUCUUGAUUGAACUUCACGGAAUCCUAUAAGUAUAAUCUUUCAAGAAAAAGAAGAUUUGUGUACUUUCUGAGUAUUGAUGUUCUCUUCUCUACUCCCUCUCGUCCCGCUUCACUUAUAUCCUCAAUUCUUGUUUCUGUUUCAGUUUUUACUUGUUGUUGGAAGUUUCUCUUUCUUUUUCACGUGGAGAAAGCAAAGAACACGGACUGCUCGACCACGCACGUGAGUAUCUCCACUCUAACACCAAGCGCAAGGCGAGACUCGAUACGCGAGCCAAGCACACUGACGAGCAGAUGGCAGAGUUGAGAAAAGUAACCGCUGCCUGUGUCAAACCUAUUGUUAAGGCUAGGUCUUCAGUAUGAUCCUAUGAGUGUGGACUCCGCUGAGUAAAAUACCCCUCAAUUAUUACAUCCCUUUUCCCUCACUAUCGUCGUAGGCUCUUUUCCUAGUAGAAAAGAAGCCAGCACCAGGGAUCUUCUGAGGAACUUAAUUCCGUAAUCUCUAAUACUGGUCGCGCGGAUGUUGUCUCAAAGAUUGGGAAGGGUUUUGACUACAAUAGUACUACGGGACGGAGUGGCGGAACAUCAAUGGGGGAUGAUAGAAAGGCUCUAGUAUCUGACUCAUCUGGUGCAGAUGGUGAUGGAGCUGGUUGGAGAAGUACUAGUAGC
Messenger RNA from Amoebophrya sp. A25, 852 nucleotides. NCBI's taxonomy places the organism in Eukaryota, Dinophyceae, Syndiniales, Amoebophryaceae. The record is from the annotation of a GenBank genome assembly.